AUGCGGUCCGGCGCCGGCGGCCAUCAUCGCCGGGCCGGAGGGCCCAGGUGCUGCCCGGGGGGCCCGGGAGGGCCGGUCGCGGAGGCCCGGGGCGCCGAGCUGCUCUGCUGCUGCUGCACCUGCACCACCGCCACCGCCGCCAGGACGCCGGGCGUCCUCGCCAGCCUUGGGGUCUGCGCCCUGGUCCUCGGCUACACCCUGCUCGGGGCGUUCGCCUUCAUGGCCAUCGAGGGAGGCCUCGGAUCGGGCCCGCCGCGCGGGACGCCGUCCGGCUCUACGGGGCCGUCGCCUCCGGUCCCGGGCCUCGAGGACGAGACCGCGGCGACGGUGUUGAGGGCGCGCACCGUCGAGCGGCUGUGGAGCAUCACGGAGGACCUCAACGUGCUCUACAAGGAGAACUGGACGCGGCUGGCGGCGAGGGAGGUCCUGGAGUUCCAAGAGCGACUGGCCCGUGGGCUGCGACGGCAGCCCUCGGCACGUCCGCCCGCCGGGAGGCGACCGAAGGACCCGGAGGAUCGCCGGUCGCGGAGUCGGGGCUGGACCUUCGGCGGCAGCCUCCUCUACUCCCUGACGCUGAUCACCACCAUCGGUUACGGCGGAGUGGCGCCGCGCACGCUGUGGGGCCGGCUGAUAACCAUCGUCUACGCCCUGGCGGGCAUCCCGCUCAUGCUGGUCUACCUGAGUACCGUGGGCGACGUCCUGGCCCGCGGCUUCCGGAGGCUGUACGGCCGCCUGUGCCGGCCGCGCGGCCGCUCCGGAAAAAGGCAUCCCCCGGUCGGCCCGCCGCCCCCGCCGCCGCCGCCGCCGCCGCCGCCGCCGGCCCCGGGCGACGCGUACCGCUACGAUAACCACGUGGAGAAGGCCGGCGGCCACCCGGACUCCCGCGGGAUCCUAGGGCUGGGGCUGGGCGGCGCGGUGCUCCUGGACUGCGGCAGCGAGGGGCUGCUGCAGGCGGCCGGCGGCUCCUCGACCCUACGCGAGCUGACGGCCGGCGGCAGGCGGCACCCCUGCCACCCCUGCCACCCCUGCCACCCCUGCCACCCCAACCAUCCCUGCCGCCCCUGUCCGGUGCGCGUCCCGGUGAGCGUCUGCCUGGGCAUCAUCCUGGCCUACGUCUUCGGCGGGGCGGUCAUGCUGAACCGACUGGAGGGCUGGAGCCUGCUCGAGGGCGGCUACUUCUGCUUCACGAGCCUCGGGACCAUCGGCUUCGGCGACCUCGUCCCGGAGGGCCGGAACGCCCCCACGGCCACUCUGGAGGAGCUCGGGCUCUGCGCCUGCUCGGUCUACAUCCUGGCGGGAAUGGGCCUGAUCGCCAUGUGCUUCAACUUGGUGCAGGAGGAGGUGGUGCGCGUCGUCAGGGUCCUCGGCAGGACGUGCGGCGUCUCCGGCUCGCCGGGUUACGGCGCGGCGAGCGUCGCGGCCGGCGGCCCUGGCGACGUCAAGGCCUCGCUCAACGAUGUCCUGGGUGCGCCCGUCGAUCUCGGGGCGCCCGAAGAUGUCGGGCCCGACGAGCCCGAGGACGAGGGGGAAGGGGAGCAGGAGGAGGAGGAGGAAGAGCCCGCGAGGAGCCCCGCCGACGGGAAUCUCCCUCCGGGCCUCCACCGGGUCGCCCCCGGGCUGACGAGCCUGCGGAACGCGACGAACCCGAAGCUCUCCCCCGGCAGACACUCCCUGCCCCGCAAGAGGGCCGCGACGGAGGCGACGCCCGGAAACCCCCGCUUCCUGCGCGGCCAGCCCCUCCGAAGAAGCGGCCUCUCGCCGACGAGGCAUCCGCAGCGGGGGUACCACCACCGGCAGCCCCAGCAGCGCGAAGGCUCGGGGCCCCUGGAGUACUUCGUGCCUCGGAGCGUUAGCGAGUUCGACCUAGCCGCGGCGGCCGUCGCCGACGUCGCCGACAUCGCCGUGCCCGGCCCUCCGCCGCCCUCCGCCCUGCGGCCCGCGGCCGCCGCGAACCCGGACGCGGCCGGCGCCUCCGCUCGCAGCCGCGAGAAGAUGGUCACCUUCGAGGACGAGGGGGCCGGCUCCCGGAAGGGCGGCCCGGGCUUGGAGAGCGCCUUCAUGUGA
Messenger RNA from Orussus abietinus, 2064 nucleotides. RefSeq lists its product as uncharacterized. Gene Ontology annotation, molecular function: potassium ion leak channel activity. The transcript has 6 exons. NCBI's taxonomy places the organism in Eukaryota, Metazoa, Arthropoda, Insecta, Hymenoptera, Orussidae. Gene Ontology annotation, biological process: potassium ion transmembrane transport; stabilization of membrane potential. Bases 1 to 2064 code for a protein of 687 amino acids. Gene Ontology annotation, cellular component: membrane. The record is from RefSeq and is a predicted model, not a curated record.